Paramecium pentaurelia is the source of this 841-nucleotide messenger RNA. The record is from the annotation of a GenBank genome assembly. NCBI's taxonomy places the organism in Eukaryota, Ciliophora, Oligohymenophorea, Peniculida, Parameciidae.
AUGUCAAUUAUUGAGAAUGUAAACAAGAUUUGUUAAACUCAUCAAUUUGAGAUACUUGCUGUUGAUUUAUAAGCAGCAAGAGAAUAAAAAUAAAAAUAUUCAUGUGUUAAGUGUUUAAUUGAAAGGAUUUAAGGAAAUAAUAUUGUUUUAUUAAAUGAAGCUAUUGAGAUGAUUAAAGAGAUGAAAAAUUAAUGUAAAUAUGAAGUAGAGAAAAAAAAUCAAGAAACAUUGAAUAGUAUAUAGAAUCUUCAAAGCUCUGUAUUAAAGAUCAAUGAACACUUUACUCAAGUAUUUGAUAAAUUAUAAUAUAAAAUUAAUGAAAAUAUCAAUUCAAAUGAACAACAUAUUGAAUAAAAGAAAACUAGUUUUGAUGAAAUGAACUUAGAUAAAGAUAUUGAAACAUUAUCAUUAAUUUAUAAAGGAAAUUCUAAUUGUGAAUCUAUAAAAUAAGAAUAAAAUUUAGAAGAAUUUGUAUAGAUGUUAGAUAAAAUGCAAAGUGAACUUAGUAUGAUUUCAAAUAUAAAAUAAUUUUCUCAGAUAUUUGAAUCAAUUUAAUAAAUAAAAUCUUAAUUUUAGAUUGGAUAAAAUACACCUAAGAGAAGAUUUGAUAAACAUGUAAUAAAUCUCAUUAUAAUAUUAUUAUUAGGAAACACCAACAUUAAAAUAUGUAUUUAAUCAAUAUGUUAAAAAAAUUAUGAUGAUUAAUUUAAGUUAAAAUGAAUAUGAUCAAAGUGGAUUAGCUUGUGAGAAGUGUAUUUAAUAAUUUCCAAAAAGAGAAUAUAUCACAGUAGAAGAUGCAAAUACAAAAUGGAAAAAUUAUAAGGAUAAUAAAAAUUAAUGA